Labeo rohita (rohu) is the source of this 3935-nucleotide messenger RNA. RefSeq names its product kelch-like ECH-associated protein 1b (gene keap1b). Gene Ontology annotation, molecular function: protein binding. The coding region runs from base 1149 to 2930 and encodes 593 amino acids. The record is from RefSeq and is a predicted model, not a curated record. The transcript has 7 exons. Lineage: Eukaryota; Metazoa; Chordata; Actinopteri; Cypriniformes; Cyprinidae.
UGUACUGUGAUUGAAACCGUUUUAUUUCAGGUCACUUUUACAGCUUCUGGUUUAUUGAGUUGCUGAAGGACAGUGAUGGUGUUUAUGAUGAUGAUGAUGAUGAUGAUGAUGAUGAUGAUGGCGAUGAUGGCGUGUUUCGUUAUAAAUGAGGAUCAGAUCGUUGUGAAUUUAGGUCAUACUGAGAGAUAUUAUCAGUGUAUCGCAGCCUGCUGUAAAUGCAUCUUGAGCAGGAAUAAUAACAGUAAUAACACACUUUUACACUACAGUCGUCUUCGCAUACUCCGCAUGUUUACAAGUGCUGAGGUUUGUGACCGUGUGGAAACGACAGUGUAUUUGAUUAAUAAUUGAAACACAAGGGGGGUUUGGAACGGAACGGUUUAAACAUCGACUGCAGCUUCAGUCAGAGUUCAUUUCGGCGCUCUACAUUCGCUCCUCGCGCCGCGGCGCCGCUCUGUGUGCGACCGCCUUUGAUCUGCCGGAGGCCGGAUAGAGUUUAAACUCCAGCCCGGGGAUUUCAGGCCUCUCAGACCUCAAACAUGACUCAGACUUAAACUGCUGAGACGAGACCGAAGGACGCGCGUGGUUCCUGCCGUACCGCCGUCUGACCGGCCUCUCGUGGGUCUCUAUCUGACACUGAAAGAUACUUCACAAACAAGAGACGUCCAACCUUCGGGUUCAGAUGCUGGUUUGAGACUGGUGUAUCUUCCCAGUGAAGCCAACCCUGCUGAGAAAGACAGUGUCGCUUCACAUGUUAAAUGCUCUAGAAGUUUCUCCUCCCCUUGAGGAAGAGACACAAAUAUGUGAAGACAGACCGGUUGGAUUUUUCUCAGCUGACGGGAGUGUUUGUCUCUGCGCUCUUCCUGGUUCGUGAAUAAACUGGUGAUGGUGAAGCGUCUUAGCGGAUUCCCCUGUCGACUGAAACCCAUCGCGUACGAAAUGGAGAAGGCUGACGCGCGUGGAGGGCUGUGAUCGGCAAACGGGCGACCAUGAGUUCUGGGCGCGUCGCUUUAUAACAGCACGUCUGAGCCGAAAGAGCCGCAGGUGGAAGAGCGUCCCGUCACACAGCGCCAAACUCAGCCGUCUCCCUCGGACGGCGUUCUCCCGCGCUGGCGAGCGAGGAUGCGUGCGCCGAGCCGCGGCCGGUGAGCAUGUACGCGGCGUCCGGUAUGACGGAAUGUAAGGCCGAGGUCACGCCGUCGGCGCGGAACGGCCACCGCGUGUUCAGCUACACGCUGGAGAGCCACACGGCGGCCGCCUUCACCAUCAUGAACGAGCUGCGUCUGGAGCGACAGCUGUGCGACGUCACGCUGAGGGUCAAAUACAACGAGCUGGAGGCCGUGGACUUCGUGGCUCACAAGGUGGUGUUGGCGUCGUCCUCGCCCGUGUUUCGCGCCAUGUUCACCAACGGCCUGAAGGAGUGCGGGAUGGAGGUGGUGCCCAUCGAGGGGAUCCACCCCAAGGUCAUGGGGCGGCUCAUCGAGUUCGCGUACACCGCCAGCAUCUCCGUGGGCGAGAAGUGCGUGAUUCACGUGAUGAACGGGGCCGUCAUGUACCAGAUCGACAGCGUGGUCAAGGCCUGCUGCGACUUCCUCGUGCAGCAGCUCGACCCGAGCAACGCCAUCGGCAUCGCCAACUUCGCCGAGCAGAUCGGCUGCACGGAGCUUCAUCAGAAGGCCAGAGAAUACAUCUACAUGAACUUCAGUCAGGUGGCCACGCAGGAGGAGUUCUUCAACCUGUCUCACUGCCAGCUGGUGACGCUGAUCAGCCGCGACGAGCUGAACGUGCGCUGCGAGUCCGAGGUGUUUCACGCGUGCGUGGCGUGGGUUCAGUACGACCGCGAGAACCGCCGGCCCUACGUCCAGGCGCUGCUGCAGGCCGUCCGCUGCCACUCGCUCACGCCGCAUUUCCUGCAGCGGCAGCUCGAGCACUUCGAGUGGGACGCCCAGAGCAAAGACUACCUGUCCCAGAUCUUCCAGGACCUCACGCUGCACAAGCCCACCAAAGUCAUUCCCUGCCGGACGCCCAAAGUGCCGCAGCUCAUCUACACGGCCGGCGGCUAUUUCCGCCAGUCGCUCAGCUACCUGGAGGCGUUCAACCCCUGCACGGGCGCGUGGCUGCGGCUGGCCGAUCUGCAGGUGCCCCGCAGCGGGCUGGCGGCCUGCGUCAUCAGCGGCCUGCUGUACGCGGUGGGCGGCAGGAACAACGCUCCGGACGGAAACAUGGACUCCAACAUGCUGGACUGUUACAACCCCAUGAACAACUGCUGGCUGCCCUGCGCGCCCAUGAGCGUCCCGCGCAACCGCAUCGGCGUGGGCGUCAUCGACUGCAUGAUCUACGCGGUGGGCGGCUCGCACGGCUGCGUCCAUCACAACAGCGUGGAGAGGUAUGAUCCGGAGAGGGACUGCUGGCAGCUGGUGGCGCCCAUGCUGACGCGGCGUAUCGGGGUGGGCGUGGCCGUGAUCAACCGGCUGCUGUACGCGGUGGGCGGCUUCGACGGGACGCACCGGCUGAGCUCCGCCGAAUGCUACAACCCCGAGAGAGACGAGUGGAGGAGCAUAGCGUCCAUGAACACGGUCCGCAGCGGCGCAGGCGUGUGCGCUCUGGGGAACUACAUCUACGUGAUGGGCGGAUACGACGGCACCAACCAGCUGAACAGCGUGGAGCGAUACGACGUGGAAACGGACAGCUGGAGUUUCAUCGCGUCCAUGAGGCACCGACGCAGCGCGCUGGGAGUGACGACGCACCACGGACGCAUUUACGUGCUGGGCGGGUAUGAUGGGACCACGUUCCUGGACAGCGUGGAGUGUUAUGACCCGGAAACGGACACGUGGACCGAGGUCACCAACAUGACGUCGGGCCGCAGCGGCGUCGGAGUGGCGGUGACCAUGGAGCCGUGCCAAAAAGGCAUAAGCCCGUGUCAGAAACGCUAGAAACACGCCUCCGUCUGUCUGUCUGUCUGUCUGUCUGUCUGUCUGUGCUCAUUACAGAUCUGUGCGUCUCUCUCUCACAGCUGGUGUCAUUAGCGCACAAUAAAUCUGUUGUCCUGAUGAUCGUCAGUCUCAGUGCACGUGAGGACAGGAGCGCUCUGAAUCUCCUGCCUCCUUUUGUUUGUAUUUUUGUCUCGUGGGGUCGAGCCGAGUGAAGGUUAACAAUCGAGCAGCAGAACUUCUGUCAGCCGCGUCCACACGGGAUGUCCGGAAAAAGCCGACGGUCGCGUGGACGUCUACCUCCCUCCUGAGCCCAAUAAAGUGCCAUGACCCGCCGCGUCAGUACGUCUGCCGGACUCGAUCCGCAGCCCGAUCGCUCGCCGCACGGACCGAGACGGCCGAAGCCCGAACGAACAGACGCGUCCUCUCCAAACCACUGUUCGGUGUAGUUUGGCUCCGAUUAAGCUGUUCUGAUGAUUUUGUAUUUUUACGCGAGAUGUCGAUCAAACUGAUGGAGCUGAUUUUGUUUGAAAAGAACUAAAGAUCCGCCUCUGAGCUUCUGGAGAUGUACAGACGUACAAGAUCAUUUUUACUAACGAAAUGAGAUGUGAAGCCUUUCCAGAUUUAUCUAACCGUAUUCCAGCCUACAAAGGCAUUUGAUGCCAACUCUGUUUUUGCUCAAAUGAAAGAUGAUUUUCACAGGCUGAUGAAAUGAUGUAUUUGUAAAACCAAUUUAAGCUGCUUUUCCAGGGAUUUUGUACAUUGGUAUUGCAUGAAGUCUGUUUUUUCUUUUAUUUAUUUGAAAAAUUGUCCCUUUGCUCCUGUUGAUUGUCAGUGGACUCGGGCUGGUUUUUACAAAUUAAGCUUUUGUUUGAAAAGGGAUGCGUUUUUCCUUUUAAUCAUUCGAAAUUAAGCAUAAAGGGUUAUUUAAAGUCUGCUUUGUAAAUUUUACAGCAACGAAUACAUUGUACAAACGUUGUAUAUUAAAGGAAUAUGUUUCUUGCAGUA